CGGUGGGGCCUGGGCGGUGGCGGCUGCGGGAGCAGCAGCAACGACAACAACAACAGGGCCGAGCCCCGGACAGACAGACGGACGGACAGCUGGACAGACAGCUGGACAGACAGCCGGACAGACAGCCCUUCCAAGCCCCAGCCCGAAGGACUCAGGACCAUGGAGCGGGACGGCCGAGCCUCCGCGUCCAGCGCUGGGGGCCGGAGCCAGCCGAUCGCCUGCAGCGGGAAGCUGUGCCGGAACCUGUUCGGGCCCGUGGACGCGGAGCAGCUGCGCCAGGAAGCCCAGGCCCUCCUGCAGAGCUGCGCCGACGAAGCCCAGCGCCGCUGGAACUUCGACUUCGUCGCCGAGACGCCUCUGGAGGGAGACUUCGCGUGGGAGAGGGUGCGGGACCUGGACCUGCCGGCCCUCUACCUGGCCUCGCCGGGCUGGCGCGGCCGGGAGGGCCCGGCGGGGAAGCGGCAGAGGCCUGGGCCGGCCUCCUCGGCUCUGGUGCAGAUCUCCUCCCGGGGGGACCACGUGGACCUGUCGCUGUCCUGUGCGGUGGGGCCGCCCCCCCAGGCGCAGGAUGUGGGCUCCCCAACCAACGGCAGCCCCCGGGGACACAAACGGCGCCAGACCAGCAUGACAGAUUUCUACCAUUCCAAGCGUCGGUUGGUCCUCGCCAAGACGAAGCCCUGAUUCCACAGCCAUGGAAGUUUGCUCCGCCUCCCCUCCCCCUUCUAACUCUUAUUUGUUUUUAAUUAUUGUAUCGUUUGUAUUUUAAUUUAAUUUCUUUAUUCUGUGUAUAUAGUGUCCCCUCCAGGCCCGAGGGUCCUUUAGUGUCCAGCUUUCGCCUAUUUAAAGAAAGUUUUAUGAGCUGGAUGCCGGGAUUGGACGGUUUGGUAUUUUUGUAUUGCAGGACUUUAUUUAAAAUGUUCUUGUCAUUUGUACGCAGUUUCCUUUAUCCUGUAAAACAGAAUGAAGUCGGCUUCGGCCCUAGGGUGGCCUCAGAUGAUGAGAGCUGAACUGGCUUUCAUCUCUCCCUGAGGCAGAUGCACUAUGUUUGGGAUGUCGGGGGGAUCGAGCUGAGGGCAGAGCACCCCGAUGUUGGACUUGCCCUUCCGCUCAACUCUCCCCUCCUGGAGGAGAGGUUCCUGGGUCCCUGGUUCCCUAGCUGCCCACCCCCCCCCUUUUUUUUUUUUUUGCACGAAGCCCGGGGAGUCUGCCGCCCUAGGGAAUCCGGGAUGUGGGCCUGCACCGCCCCUCACAGAGAGACACGGGUCUAUUCCCCCUACCCCCACCCCAAAAACGGGCCGGCCCCCCAACUUUGGGAUCCUGUAGCAUUCACGGUGCUGCCCCACACUUCCUGAGGAGGGCUGCUUCCACCACCUCUCUCGUCCUCUCCCAGGGACCCGACCCCCAAUCCAUUCCCUCCAUGGGAGUGGAGGGAGGGAGAUUUGCACCAAGCUUUCUGCCCCAGUAGAACGAGGGCCCCCUCCCUCGAAAAAGGCUCCUCCUUCGAGCUUCCUGGUUCCUACCUCAUAUGGUUCCUGGGUGUCUCCCCCUCUUCCUGCCCCCAAAACGAGAGCACCCAGGUCUGACUGUCCUUUCUGAGCUCCGGCUCCUCUGGCCACUUGCCCGGCUGUGGAGUCAAGCUGGGGGCGGCGGAGGGAUGGGGGGAGGAAAUCUUGCCCUGCCCUCUCCUCCUUCCCCUCACUCCGUUCCGCAGGCCCCAGGCCCUUCAUUCACACGGCGGUAUUUGCCGAGCACUUAUCGGGUACAGAGCACUGUACUGAGCAUUCGGAAGAGUACGACUGAAGUAAAAAGACGUGGUCCCUAUCCUUAUUUUCCUUCCUCUUUUUGCACUUUGUGUAGUGGCUCCUAUCCCGGGGCUCGUUCUUGGAGAUGACGCGGCCGGGUGUUUCCAGAUUGGGUGGCAUGAAAACUUCACUUUGUGAGCAAUAAAGCUGAUUAGACAGGCUGGGUAUCUCGGUGUGAGCGUGUGUG
This is a messenger RNA of Tachyglossus aculeatus (Australian echidna), 1989 nucleotides long. RefSeq names its product cyclin dependent kinase inhibitor 1A (gene CDKN1A). Gene Ontology annotation, cellular component: nucleus. The record is from RefSeq and is a predicted model, not a curated record. NCBI's taxonomy places the organism in Eukaryota, Metazoa, Chordata, Mammalia, Monotremata, Tachyglossidae. Gene Ontology annotation, biological process: regulation of mitotic cell cycle; signal transduction by p53 class mediator. The transcript has 3 exons. The coding region runs from base 160 to 681 and encodes 173 amino acids. Gene Ontology annotation, molecular function: cyclin-dependent protein serine/threonine kinase inhibitor activity.